AUGGCUUCUCUUCCCACCCAUCACCUCAAUGCCACUCCAACACCUUCUUCCUCUCAGACCAGCCAACUGUUGGUGGAUAGUAGUAAGGCUUCAACGUUUGGUGGUGGUGGAGUAACUGGACACACAAUGCCAGUCUCUGCUCGCGGUGUUUCUACCAGCAAUAGUAGUAAUAAUACACUCCUUGUAUCGAGUAGUGGCGAAUCACAACGAAAGCGAUCCAAUUCGUUAGCUCCUAAUACGAACAUGGAUCGAGCAUCAUCAAUGGCUUCCUUCAAUAGUACGAGUAAUAUUGUAAUUAAUACUGGAAUGUCCACUGAAGAAGAUGGAACAAGACAACAACAUUCAUCGGGUCCAUUAAGCGCAACCAUGUCUGGGGUACGUUCAGAGACUGGUACUUCAAGAUCCUAUUCUUCAACACGGUCAUCCAUCCUGUCUUCGGAGGCGUUGAGAUCAUUCGAAGAAAACCUCAUUACGUUUGUGGUAAACUUGCAACAAAACACCUUUUUUAAGGCUUCUUCUAUGUAUAACCAAAAAACAACAUGGAGUACAAAAAAGAAACUCUCUAGCGUAUUUUCAAGAUUCCUCACCUGGAACAAUGUAGGCUAUGCUUUGUUUUACUUGUAUCUCAUGAUAUCCACGUUGAGUCUAGCAGUGCCUUAUGAAGAUCAUCGUAGCUAUCACUGGGGAGAUUGGGGAGUUUAUAUCAUGAUGGUAUUUGGAUUCUGUCGAUCAUGGCUCAUGGAAAUGGUUCCAUAUGUGGGCAUUAUUGUCAUCAGUGGAGCUCUGUUGCUUCUUAUUGCUACUGGAUCAAUUAUGUUUUAUGUUCUCUAUAGAUUCUCCAAAAACGGCUCUCGGUAUACCAAAACACUACAAGCAAUCAUAAGUGUUCUAUUUGUCUUUUUCAUGGUCAUUCAUAUUCCCUCAACCCACAUUCUUACCUCAUUUAUUAAUUGUGAUUUUAAUACCAUGACUUUGAUACGAUUUAAGAAUGAGAGUUGCCAAAGUAUCACUAAUUAUGUGCUCAUCGUUCUGUCUUCUCUAACUCUCAUACUCCAAUUAAUAAUAACUCAAUUUGGGGUAUUAUUUUUUGUUGAUUUGAGCCCUUUGUCAGAUACAUUUUCUAACAUUUCCAAUCCAAUACUCAUCAUGUAUCUAGUAUUUACAAACCAAAUUUAUUGGAUUGCUGUGCAAUUAAUUCCCUAUCAGUACAGCUAUGUAUUACCAUGCUUAUCCAUACUCAUUUCAAUUAUAUUUAUCGUCUACUUGUUUUAUAGUGUUCCUUGCUUUACGAGGUGGGAAAAUUCAAUUUGGGCAGGUUUUGGAUUUGCACGGAUUGCAUUUUCUAUUGCUACUCUACUAUUGACUACGAUUGGAAUUGAAAUGACGCCAGAGAAUGCAAAUGUUCUCGGAGUUUCUAUUGCAAGUGCAUCCUUUAUUUUUGCGCUGGUGUUAUUUUGUUUGGGUUUUUUAAUUAUGGAAGUCUAUACAAGACGUGUCUACAAUUCGGUUCGAGAUUUAAUUACUCUCUAUCUAGUAACAGAUGACAACACGAAUGGAUGGAAACAAGCACCAGAAACAAUCUUGAUUUCUUCUCUUUGCCAAUUAAUUGAUGAAGAGAGCAAAUACAGAAAUGUCAAUCUAUUUUUGAGAUUUGUAGCUCCUCUUGGAAAAUUGAUUUACAAGCAUCCAGAUUUCAAUUUGGCUUUAUCUUUUGUGAAAGGGGCAAUUUCUCAAAAAUCUUUUCACGACAUUGAUUUGUUUGUAUCUGCAGCAACUUUAAUAUCAAACUUUGUUCAAGAUGAUGCAAAUGCUUCAAUAUUUGCUUCAACUUUAUUGAAUAGAGCAUUGAAAUUGCACCCAACAUUUAUGAAGAGAUAUUUUAUUCAUUUGAGAAUUAAGGAGAUGGAGAUUCGAUCCACACAAGGAAGUAAAAAGAAGGGAACUUUAGAAAUGAAAACAAUUCUUCAAAAGUUGGAAAAUAAGCAACAAAAAUUGAAACAUUUACACAAACUCUUUUGGAAAGAAUUGAUGAAUGAAAUAGUUUCAGAAUCCAAACUAAUCUCCAUUAAUCAGCAAAUAGAAUUAAUAACAGUUGAAUGUGAAGUGUUGUUUAGUACUCUCAUGAUAAAUUUUGGAAGUGAUAAAUCUGCAAUUAGAGCCUAUGCUCAAUUUUUGGAAAAUUUUCUCUUUCAAAAGGAAAGUGCUGCAGAGUUGUUCAAUGAAGCCUGUUUGAUCGAGGAAGAGGAAUCUAAAAAGUGGCCGUACAAGCUUGAUGCAGAUAGUUUUGGAGGGUCCUCUGAUGUGAUCCCAUCAUCCCAAAAGAAGGAAAUACUUUUCAGAAGUGCCUUGUUAUCAAGAGAAGAUCACAAACCAGUAUACGUAUCCUUUUUACUAUUCGUUGCUCUAUGCAUUAGUAUGCUCAUUGUUGGGCUAGUGAUUAAUAUUACAUUCUCGAACGAGAUUUCCUCCAAAGUGUUUCUUGUGAACCAAGCCCACAAGGACAGGUUAAUUGUUUUGCAAGACAAGGCUAAGACAGUUCAACAGUUAUCCAAAUCCGUUGGAAUAUUUACGACCGAGAUGAAACAUGAUUUUACAACGGAUUCUGUCUCUUUGAGAAUGCCUAUCAUCUCCAAAAAUCCAACACUCGAAUAUGAGCUCCAAAACACUUCUUUGUCUGAGACAACCAAGCUAUUAAUCACAAAUAUUGACACAUUACUCGGAUCAACUAUUCAACAGUAUAAUAUGACACGUGAUUCCUAUGUAUUCCUCUUUUUCUGGUUGAAUCGAGAGCCCUUAAAGGACGCCUAUGAAAAAUUUUGUAUUAAUUUUAUUGAUAGAAAUCAAAUUGUGGCAAUGGAAAGACGAAUGAUUUACAUUAUACUAGCUGUGUGUAUUAAUGCAAUAAUGCUUCUGACAAGCGCUAUAUUUUUGGUGGCAAUCAAUAUUCAUCUUCGCAACAUUUUUAAGGUUGUAAGAUUAUUUAAACAUAUUGAUAAGGAUCAAGUGGGUGCCAUAUUUCAUCAUCUCGAUACAAGCACCAAAGACAACAUUCAAAAGAUUGACAGUACAAAUUUUACACCUAUGAGAAUGAUAUUACUCUCGAUAUUAGCAUUAAUGUUGUGCUACUUCUUAUCAUCCUCCUUGAUUAUGACUGAAUUCUUUUUGAACUUAGAUGAUUCCUAUAUCUCCAUGUUGAAUGUGGCUGAAGCCACACGGGUGUUAAUGCAUAGCCAGGUCGUUAACUUUGGUUUGGAUGAGCUUGUUUUUGAUCAAAAUAUGACACCAGGAGAAAAUGAACUGUAUUUCUUGAGCAAUAAGGUCUAUUUAGCACACUCUAUUGAUUCGUGGAAUAAUUUGAUUUAUGGAGCCAACUUUAAUAAUUAUCGUUCCAUUCUUUCUGAAGGCAUGGAUUCUGUGAUACCCAAAAAGAAUUGUUCUGCGACCGAUUAUUCCUGCUUAGGGCUCGAUCAGCUGCUAGACCUAUUAUCUUCACAAGCUGACCAAAUGAACAAUCAGGCCUAUCAUCGAUUGUAUGACCCCCUUACACUCUUUGAAAGAUUCAUGCAGUUUUAUAACGCAAGCAAAAUUAUGGCCUACAAACUCUAUGCCUUUAUUGAUGCAUAUGUUGCUUUGCAUCAAACACCAUCACGAACGCUAACAGGCAUAUUUGCAUCCUUUGGAUUCAUUACAUUGCUGGUCCUCACCUAUUUCACUAACAACCAAUUUCAAAAGUAUUGGAGUCAGAUUCAACAAUUGAGAACGUUGAUGUGUUAUGUGAGCUGGGAAACAUUGGACAACUCUGAUCAGCUCAGAGAAUAUGCUCUUCACUUCCAAUUUGUGUCUAAAAAGACAUCUUCUAAGAAAGGUAGAUUUGGUAGACUAUUAUCUUUAAUUUCCCCUGUUUCUGAUAAUGAUGAUGAGCAAGCGUUCGCACAAGUUAAAGCUGUCCUGGAUAGUACUGUGGAGGGAUCAAUUAUUUGCAAUAUCGAUGGAUCUAUUAAGUUUUUCUCGAAAGCAGCUCAAGAAAUGUUCGGUUACAGGCCAUCCGAGGUAUGUCAGUAA
This is a messenger RNA of Naegleria fowleri, 4062 nucleotides long. RefSeq lists its product as uncharacterized. The record is from RefSeq and is a predicted model, not a curated record. Lineage: Eukaryota; Heterolobosea; Eutetramitea; Acrasida; Naegleriidae. The transcript is spliced from 6 exons. The coding region runs from base 1 to 4062 and encodes 1353 amino acids.